ACUAGAAUGAAGUUCAAAAAUAAUUGGCUGACAGCAUUUGUUUUUGUUGUGCUCUGUUGCGCUCUGACCAAGGCUGCGGACGAAACUACACAAAAGGCCGUACCUAUCAAACAACAGGAUGCUAAUGCAACUGUUGCUCCAGCUACACCCGCACCUAAGAUAAAUGUCCUCGAGAGCGAUUUAUGCAAAAAAUGUAGCUGUUUCCAUAACCCUGAUCAUAGCCAAAUUGACUGCAGUAGUAAGAAAAUGAGUUCACUCUUCAGCGUGGAAGAAUGGAAAACUCUACAAAAUGGUGAUAUCACUUUUGAUGUCAUCAAAUUUGAACACAGCAACAUUACCAGCAUUGGCGAAUUUCCCAGUUAUCCAGUGAAAAGUCUCUAUUUGGCUUUUAAUCAAAUUACGAAUAUAACAAAAGCUGCUUUUGCCAACUUAACAGAGCUGAUUAAAUUAGAUUUGUCCCAUAAUAAGCUGACAACUAAAACUUUGCUACCCGAUGUCUUCAAGGGUUUGUACUCCGUUAAUGAUUACUUGCCUCUGGGAAAAAUGGCGGAACUUAAUUUGGGUCACAAUGACAUACAUAGCCUAGACUCUGAUCUUUUUGAGCAUUUACCAAAAUUAGAGAGUUUAAGCUUGUCCGCAAACACAUUUCAAGUAAUUGAUCAAAACUCAGCAACAGCUAUUUCUGGACUGGCAUACCUGAAGACUUUAGAUUUGUCAUACAUGGAACUGGACGAAUUACCCGAUACUCUACUUCACGGACCGCGCGAUUUGGAAACCCUUAUACUAAGUGGCAAUCUCUUAGACGAACUACCUGAUCAUUUAAAUUUAGCGCCAAAUCUACGCGAGUUGGUACUCGAUGAGAAUCCCAUAGAGGAUUUAGUGGACGAAAAUAUUUUCCCAACUCUACGCUACUUAACCUAUCUGAGUAUGGCUUACAUGCCCGAACUGAAGGUAAUCGGUCCCGGCGCAUUUUCGGAGCUGCAAAACUUAACUACUUUAAUCCUAUCGAGUAAUACAAAGUUGUCUAAAAUCGAUGUCAAGGCUUUUGCUAAGAAUACUUCGAAUCCAGAAAUAUUGUCUUAUCCACCACUGGAAAAGCUUUAUUUGCACAACAACAACUUAUCUGCUUUGGAUCGCGGAAUGCUCGAACGUUGGGAUAAGAUAACUGAACUUGAUUUACGUUACAACUACUGGACAUGUGAUUGCAGCAAUCGUUGGCUCAUUGAGGUACUAACGAUCCAAAUAAAUAAUACGACUCCUAGAUGGACCCAGGAUAUCAACUGUUAUCAACCAAAUGCUUUGAGAAGUAUUCCGCUAUUGCAACUAAGUUCAGCAGAAAGACGUUUAAAAUGCAGCAGCGAAGGAGGUAGCACGGGUAGUCUCUUUCUAAUAGGUUUACUUGUUGGGAUUCUGCUGUGCGUACCUAUAGUACUGGGAUCAAUCGCACUUUGGCGUCGUGGCUGCUUUGGCCUAAACCGCGACAGAGUAAUCGCUAAUAGAUCACUCUAUAAUCGCGCUAACUUCAGCGAUGAAUUACAUAUCUAAUUUACUAUAUUCCUUGUAUAUAUAUAGCAUAUAUAUUUAUUUGUAAUAAAAAAUUUGUCAUAUCACUACUCUUUUCAGUAA
Rhagoletis pomonella (apple maggot) is the source of this 1626-nucleotide messenger RNA. Its product is annotated as leucine-rich repeat neuronal protein 2. NCBI's taxonomy places the organism in Eukaryota, Metazoa, Arthropoda, Insecta, Diptera, Tephritidae. Gene Ontology annotation, cellular component: extracellular matrix. Gene Ontology annotation, molecular function: protein binding. The record is from RefSeq and is a predicted model, not a curated record.